AUGAAUGAAUUAAGUCAAUCUCUUUGUUUGUAUUACCAAAAAUUUUUUCCAAGUAAACUAUUCUAUCAAUGGAUUACUAGAGAUGGAAAGUAUAGCCAAACAAGAGAACUUGCUGCCUUUAAAACUGAUUCAUUUUUUAAUAGAUAUUUACACUUUAAUUCUUCAUAUGAAUUAUCAAAUUACUUAAUUCGUUAUGUUCCUGAAAGAAUUGAAAUUGGACCAAUAUUUGAUCAUUUAUUAUUUAAUAAGAUUAACACAGCAAAGAUGAGAGAGUUUGUAAUUGACAUUGAUAUAGAUGAUUAUGAUGACGUUCGGUAUUGCUGUUCAUCAACUCAAGUAUGUGAAAAGUGCUGGGUAUUAAUGUCAUGUGCUGCAAAAGUCAUUCACCAUAUUUUUAAAGAACAAUUUGGAAUGAAACAUAUUCUUAAUGUUUUUAGUGGAAGAAGAGGAAUACAUUUCUGGAUUUGUGAUGAACAAGCACUAAACUUCAAUGAACAAAUGAGAACAUAUAUUACAAAAUAUUUUAAUCUAUUUACUAAUCAAUGCACUAAUAAAGAUAAUCAUCCAAUAAUUGAUAUUCAUGAAGAAUAUCCUUUAUACGACGAAGUUUAUCAAAUAUUAGAACCAUAUUUUGAAGAUUAUUGUGAAAAACAAGAAAUCUUCAAAACUGAACAAAGAAAAGAACAACUAUUGAAGUUAUUACCUCAAAAUGAAAUUAGCCAAGUUACUGGAAAAUUAGACAAUCUCAGUUGGAUUAUAUUAAAAGAACAUUUCAAAAAUAACAAAUUGAUAUUAAUAAGUAUUGUUUUUACAUAUCUUUAUCCUCGUAUUGAUAUCAAUGUUUCAGUUCAAUUAAAUCAUCUCCUCAAAGCCCCAUUCUGUAUUCAUCCAUCAACAAAUAAAGUGUGUGUCCCAAUUAACUUUAAUACGAUUGAUUCUUUUGAUCCAAAUAAAGUACCAACUCUUCAAUCUCUUCAAGAAUCAAAAUUAUCAUCUUUUUAUUCCUUUAAUGAUUCAAUAGAGUUAUUUUCAAGAUUUGUAAAAGAAUCAACUCAAUAA
Molecule: messenger RNA, 1059 nt
Organism: Entamoeba dispar SAW760
Lineage: Eukaryota; Evosea; Mastigamoebida; Endamoebidae
Product: DNA primase small subunit, putative
Exons: 3
Coding region: 1-1059 (352 amino acids)
Biological process (GO): DNA replication, synthesis of primer
Cellular component (GO): alpha DNA polymerase:primase complex
Source: RefSeq, a predicted model, not a curated record